CAGGAUUCAACAUAAAUUCAGUUCUUGGUGCUAACACUUUUGCAAAACUUAGCUUAUUUGUAAAACACAUAGAAAUUCUGUCAAUAUUGUUUGCAUUAAGGUGAUCAGUGAUCAUAAUGUUGGACACAUAUACUGUGAAGGUUGAAGAAUCAAGGCCUGCAACUGAGAAAAAGCCGUCUGCUGGGCCUGUUUAUAGGUGCAUUUAUGCUAAAGAUGGUCUCUUGGAUUUGCCUGAUGGAAUGCAUUCUCCGUGGGAGUUCUUUAGGGAUUCGGUUAAAAGGAACGCAAAUAACCGAAUGCUGGGUCGUCGAGAAACCACAGAUUCCAAGCAAGCUGGUCCUUAUGUAUGGAUCACAUACCAGGAGGCUUAUGAUACCUCUCUUAGAAUUGGUUCUGCCAUGAGGAGCCGCGGUGUCAAUCCUGGAAACCGAUGUGGUAUAUAUGGGUCCAAUUGUCCAGAAUGGAUUAUUGCUAUGGAGGCUUGUAACAGUCAAGCUAUAACAUAUGUACCACUGUACGAUACUCUUGGUGCUAAUGCAGUGGAGUUCAUCAUUAACCAUGCUGAAGUUUCAAUAGCCUUUGUUCAAGAGAACAAGCUCCCUGCUAUUGUAUCAUGCCUUCCAGCAUGUUCUGCUUACUUAAAAACUAUUGUCAGCCUUGCAAAUGUUUCUAGCACACAGAAGAAGGAAGCUGAACGACUUGGGGUAUCUCUCUUUUCUUGGAAAGAGUUCUCUGAGCUGGGUUCUUUGGAAUGUGAACUUCCUCCAAAACAGAAGACUGAUAUCUGCACAAUAAUGUAUACUAGUGGAACAACAGGAGAACCAAAAGGAGUCGUUCUUACAAACAGGGCAAUCAUGACAGAAGUGUUGUCCAUAGAUCAAUUAAUAGACAUUACAGACAGAGCGUGUUCGGAAGAAGAUACAUAUUUCUCCUUCCUUCCUCUGGCUCAUGUAUAUGAUCAGAUGAUGGAGACCUAUUUCAUCAAAAAAGGUUCCUCAAUAGGAUUUUGGCGAGGGGAUGUCCGGUUUUUAAUGGAAGAUGUUCAGGAACUAAAGCCAACUGCAUUUUGUGCGGUUCCAAGAGUUUAUGACCGCAUAUACACUGGUAUUGUUAACAAAAUUUCGUCUGGUGGUCUACUUCGGAAGAAAUUGUUCCAGUAUGGCUAUAACUACAAAUUAGGAAAUAUGGAGAUUGGAUUCCCACAAGACAAAGCAGCCCCUCUCUUGGACAAAUUGGUCUUUGACAAGGUAAGACAAGCAUUGGGAGGCAAAGUUCGUAUGAUGUUUUCUGGUGCAGCACCGUUGCCUAGGCACGUAGAAGAAUUUUUGCGGGUCUCUUGCUGCUCUAAUUUGUCACAAGGAUAUGGUUUGACUGAGAGCUGUGGUGGGUGUUUUACUUCCCUUGCCAACGUAAUGUCUAUGAUUGGAACUGUUGGAGUUCCCAUGACAACCAUUGAAGCAAGGCUUGAGUCAGUGCCAGAGAUGGGAUAUGAUGCACUUUCCAGUGUGCCACGUGGAGAAAUAUGCCUGAGGGGAAACACCUUGUUCUCAGGUUACUACAAGAGACAAGAUCUAACUGAUGAAGUUAUUGUUGAUGGGUGGUUUCAUACAGGUGACAUUGGCGAAUUACAAUCGGAUGGAUCAAUGAAAAUCAUUGACAGGAAAAAGAAUAUAUUCAAGCUUUCUCAAGGUGAAUACGUUGCUGUGGAGAAUGUUGAGAACACAUACUCCCGUUGCCCUCUUGUAGCAUCGAUCUGGGUUUAUGGGAACAGUUUUGAGUCAUUUCUUGUGGCCGUGGUAGUCCCUGAAAGAAAGGCACUAGAGGAUUGGGCAAUACAACACAAUGAAGCUAUUGAUUUCAAAUCAUUGUGUGAAAACCCCAAGGCAAGGAAGUACAUUUUAGACGAGCUAAACAGCACUGGUCAGAAGCAUCAACUUAGAGGCUUUGAGUUGUUAAAAGCAGUGCACUUGGAACCAAAUCCCUUUGACAUGGAAAGGGACUUGGUAACCCCAACAUUUAAACUAAAGAGGCCACAACUGCUCAAAUACUACAAGCAAAGAGGCCAAAGGUGUAAGAGCAGUUCUGAGAGCAAGAACCUCGUAUUCAGCUUGUGCCAUUUACCAGUAGUUGCUGAAACUUGUUUCUGUUUGUUUCAAAAUCUUAAUGAAAGAAAAUUGAUCUCCUUUAGUGUUGACUGCUACGUUUGUCCUGGGCCAUGCUCUUCAACUGAAGGUGCUAAUGGUUCUGGAAUCUCCUUGCCCUUUGAGUCUGGUCACAAAGUUGGUUUUGUUCAACAACUGCCCUCAUUGGAACCUCCUUAA
Molecule: messenger RNA, 2321 nt
Organism: Durio zibethinus
Lineage: Eukaryota; Viridiplantae; Streptophyta; Magnoliopsida; Malvales; Malvaceae
Source: RefSeq, a predicted model, not a curated record